Molecule: messenger RNA, 945 nt
Organism: Saccharomyces eubayanus
Lineage: Eukaryota; Fungi; Ascomycota; Saccharomycetes; Saccharomycetales; Saccharomycetaceae
Gene: ELO1
Product: fatty acid elongase ELO1
Exons: 1
Coding region: 1-945 (314 amino acids)
Biological process (GO): very long-chain fatty acid biosynthetic process; fatty acid elongation, monounsaturated fatty acid; sphingolipid biosynthetic process
Cellular component (GO): endoplasmic reticulum membrane
Molecular function (GO): fatty acid elongase activity
Source: RefSeq, a predicted model, not a curated record
AUGCAAACAUAUACGCUAAGCACUUCGAAAAAAUUUUGUCUCGAGGAAGUCGCUAAAUUUCGCCCAACGGUGGAUAGACCUUUUUUCAAUAUUUAUCUGUGGGACCAUUUCAACGAUGCAGUCAAGUGGGUCACUGCAGGCCGUUUUCAGCCCAAGAAUUUUGAGUUUGUGGCAGGAGAGCUACCUUUGAGUGAGGUAAAUAGCGUGCUUAUCUUCAUUGCAUUAUACUAUGUGGUCGUCUUUGGUGGGAGGUAUCUAUUAAAGUCAUGUAGGCCUCUCAAAUUGACCGUUUUUUCCCAAAUCCACAAUUUGUUGUUGACUUCUGUUUCCUUAUUGUGGUUGGUGUUGAUCGUGGAGCAGGCGGUGCCUAUGGUGUAUCGCCACGGGUUGUACUUCGCCAUUUGUGACAUUAGAUCUUGGACCCAACCAAUGGUGGCAUUGUACUACUUCAAUUAUAUCACCAAGUUCGUAGAGUUCACAGAUACGAUUCUCAUGGUAUUGAAGCAUAAGAGGCUGACUUUCCUGCACACAUAUCACCACGGUGCCACAGCCCUGUUGUGCUACACUGAAUUGGUCGGUUACACAGCAGUGCAAUGGGUACCUAUUAUUUUGAACUUGACCGUUCACGUUCUCAUGUAUUGGUAUUACUUCCUUUCUGCUAGCGGAGUCCGUGUGUGGUGGAAGGCCUGGGUAACUAGGUUGCAAAUUAUACAAUUCAUCCUUGAUAUGAUUUUCAUAUAUUUCGUACUUUACCAACAGACCGUCGCCGCAUAUUUCAUGGACUCUGGUCUACCCUUCUGCGGAAAGUGUCUGGGUUCGUUAACCGCUAUUUAUUCUGGUGCAGCCAUCGUCACAUCUUAUCUGUUUUUGUUCAUUUCCUUCUAUAUUGAGGUUUACAAAAGUGGUGGUGCCAAAGAUAAAAAGAAGAUUGACAGGAAAGCUUGA